ACCCUCGCUUAUGUUAGCCCCUCUACCCUUUACGCCCAAAACCACCGCCUUCGUGAACGAACCUUUCGAUACUGUCGCCAUUAGACGGGAUCGCGGCAUACAGAGACCACCGAAACUCCAAUCUUUCUCAUCCUUCCGCUCCUAUCUUAUCAGAAACCAUUGAGAAGUUUGGUAGGGGAAAAGUGCAUUGGCAUCAAGGGAGAGCUGAAGAAUAAUGAAUGGGCCAUUGAAGUUAAGUAUCUCUCAGGUUAUGCCAAUGAAAGUGGAAGAGAAAAAAGAAAUGGCUGCUGAGAAACAAGAUAAAAAUAUGGUAAAGCCAAGGAAGCGAAAGGAGGUCUUCAUUUAUGGGAAUUACAGAAACUACUAUGGCUAUAGACUUCACCAUACUAUGGAGGACGAUCCUCGACUUAAAGUUUUCAAAAGAGAAUGGUUUGAUAAUAAGGAUUGCCUUGACAUUGGAUGCAACCAAGGCUUGGUGACUAUUACUAUUGCAAAAAUGUUCUCUUGUCGAAGCAUGGUUGGAAUAGAUAUAGAUAAAGGACUUAUUGAAGAUGCUCGAUGUAACCUACGAAAUACAGUUAGAAAACAAAAAUCUCAUGGUACUUUGGCAAAGUGUUCAUAUGCUGAAGGCUUAAAUUGUGGAGAUUUAUCAGAGCAGAAGUUUCCUCUAGUAUUGAAUGAGGAAACUUUGUACCCGCAAUGUUGUCCUUCAUUUCCUAGAGAGCAGGAUCUUCUUCAAAGAGUUUCAUUCCAUUGUGAGAACUUCGUUGAAAAUAUACAUAGAUCUUCUGAAAAGUUUCACACAAUUCUUUGUCUUAGUGUAACAAAGUGGAUCCAUUUAAAUUGGGGAGAUGAUGGACUGCUGACAUUAUUUUCUAAGAUUUGGAGGCUUCUUAAACCCGGGGGAGUUCUUUUGCUGGAGCCUCAGCCAUGGACGUCAUAUAAAAGAUACCGACUACUGUCUGAGAGUACAAGGACUAACUAUAAUAAUAUUCAUCUACAUCCAGAUCAAUUUCGAGAUAUCCUUCUAGAUAAGGUUGGCUUCAAGUCUGCUGAUACAAUCACGGAUAAUUUAUCUGGCACAGUUGCUGGUUUUGAUAGGCAAAUCAUUGCCUUCCAAAAGUAAUUUUUCAUUGAUGUCAUCACCACUUAAAGCAUCAUACUGUGGUUUUGCCAUCACCUUAAACUUUCAGUGUGCAGCAUGAUCAUUGAAACAUCUGAUUUUUGCUAUACUUAGCAGCAAUGAAGAGAUUUGACAGCAGGGAGUACUAGUCAGU
Molecule: messenger RNA, 1277 nt
Organism: Phalaenopsis equestris
Lineage: Eukaryota; Viridiplantae; Streptophyta; Magnoliopsida; Asparagales; Orchidaceae
Product: probable RNA methyltransferase At5g51130
Exons: 10
Coding region: 215-1126 (303 amino acids)
Biological process (GO): snRNA modification
Molecular function (GO): RNA methyltransferase activity; snRNA binding; O-methyltransferase activity
Source: RefSeq, a predicted model, not a curated record